AAGUAGAAACUGCUGACCAGCAUGUAAUGGAUGUAACUGUGGCUGAUCCUGAUUUUAAAGAACAAGUGAAAGUUGCAGUUGAUGAGAAAGUUCACGUUGUGGAAAAUGAGCAAGUUGUUCUUAACAAUGAACAAGUGGACGAUCUAGCUGAGCAAAUAGAGAUGAUGAAAGAAGAUGAACAGGCAAAUGAGAAACCAAUUAUUUCUGAGAACCAAGAGAAUUUAAUUGGCGGUGGUGGAUUCGAUGAUGAUGAGCAGGAUUCUGCAGCAAUGCUGCUUCAGCCUCAUGAUCAACAGCCGGUGGUGGAAGAGCCCCAACCCCAAGAGGCAUUUGAGAUAGGUGUUGGCGCUGGCAGCAGUCCGGUUACUCCAGGGUUCUACGAGAUCCCUUCACUCUCCACUGAUUCUGCAUUAGCAAGGCCAUGGUCACCUUUCUCUUCAACUGCGGUGGAUUAUGCACCUGCAGCCAAAGACUCCAUGAAGUACACAGUCAACUCUGAGCAAAUUCUCAUGGGCCAUAUCCUUGGAAAUAAUCAGCAGUCAAGUGUUCCUCUGCCAAGCGGCAUCCAGCAGUCUUUUCACCAACACUUUCAACAAAUGCCUAUUUUUCAACAAAACAUGGCAUCUGAAGACAGCCGAAGCAAUCGUAUGUUUUUUCCCAUUGAUGAUCAAGUUCCACUGAGGAGCUUCGAAACUGGCAUUGCAAGUGGUUACACAAAUGCCACCAACAACAUCCCAGUGGCACAGUUGGAUAAUGGAAAUGGUGGAUCCCCCUACAUGAGGGCGCAGGCAAUUGCUUCCUUGAGUUCCCAGCAACCCAUGCAGCUGCAUCAGCCUGCAACUCUUUCUGGGUCCCCAGAAAUCCAAUUUCAUGGGCUGAUGGCAAAUCAGUCUACUGCAGCAUCCAAUGGCAGCCUUCCAUCGGCCGGAUACCAGAACAUCGUCAUUCAAAACGUGCUUUAA
Malus domestica (apple) is the source of this 962-nucleotide messenger RNA. Lineage: Eukaryota; Viridiplantae; Streptophyta; Magnoliopsida; Rosales; Rosaceae. The record is from RefSeq and is a predicted model, not a curated record.